Porites evermanni is the source of this 1905-nucleotide messenger RNA. The record is from the annotation of a GenBank genome assembly. Lineage: Eukaryota; Metazoa; Cnidaria; Anthozoa; Scleractinia; Poritidae.
AUGUCCUCCGAUGAAGAAACCAUCCCCGAUGACGAUGGAUUACCGUACCUCGGUGAAUAUGAGGGAGAACGAAAUGAAUUAGAUGAGCGGCAUGGUUUUGGAAGAGCGAAGCUGCCUAGCGGAGACACUUACGAGGGAAAUUAUGAAAAUGGCAAGCGACAUGGACACGGAGUUUACAGGUAAAUAAACUUUUUGCCUAGAAUUUCAUUUUCUCUGUCCGUCAAAUGUUGUGAUUCCUCAUAAUCUCCAUUUGGCAAAAUCUAAAAGCAAACAGCAUCGCAAGGAAUUUAUGACUAGUUGUACAUGUUUGAUUCUAUGAUAGCUCAGCUUCAGGUCACACUUAGGUAGUGUUUAGCCUGAAAAAGACUCAAUUAACGUAUCUUAAUGUACAGUAAUGAAAUGUGACAAUUUUUAAUAUGUUCUGCGCUUUUCAAAUAGUAGAAAUAAAGACAAGAGGCAGUGAAGAGGAUUUGAUUCAUCUAACAGAACUAGAUAAUAUUUAAUCAAAGUAAUGUUUCGUGAUCCUUUGGGGGACCAUUUCCUCUGUAGAGCAGUAGCAGUUGGAUUUUACCUUAGUUUUGUUUUGGGUGAGCAAUAUUGGCUAUAAACAUACAAACAACAAUUUAAUGCUUCAAAGAGAGGGAAUUAGUCUUCUAACACUUUUAUCAAAUGCUGCCGAAUUGUUCGAUUUAAGCGUGACUUAUCGAAAGCCGGAAAGUAUGGUAAACUUGGUUAAGAGAAUGGUUUACCUCCGGAACUGAGGGGAUACUGUUAUGCAGUUUCUAAUGACGUUUUUGUAGUUCAGAUCACUUUUAGCAAUAGUGAUCAAUAGUGAUCAACAGUGUAAACAUAUUCACAGAAAAAGAGACAUGUAGAAUGCCGUGACUCUUCACAGCAGGAAAUGAUUUAAUCACGUCAUGUGAAGUCAUGCAUCGUUUUAGAUCUAUCUCGUCCAAAUCUCUUCAAAGAAACUCUUUUGGGUGCCACUUGAGCCUGGAGGGAAGAGACCAGACCACAAAACCUGAGAAAUGAGAGCGUCAGUCUCGCGUGUUAAGCGUCCUCCCUACCCUGUCUUGUCCAGCUCCUGCAAUAAUUCCCCUUUGCAUUGGGGUGGUGGAGAGAGGAGGUGUACCUUUAUUAUUUGGAAGAUUUUCAGUCAAGACCCCCGCAUCGCCUAAUAGUGAAGCCCUUUUUUAUGCCCGGGGGAUACUCCUUUAUAUAAGCCAUACAGGUCUGUGCCGCCCCAAAGGGUAUGGUUUUUGCGUCGUUUUGGUUGUGCCAGCAAAGAAUUGAAGGAGGACGAGUGUAUCACUUGUCUCGCGCCGCACCAUAUCAAUUUCAUACGCGGCGGAGUACUACAGGUUUUACAGUCUAGUACCUCAGAUUACUCGAUGCGAUAUAAUUUGCAGGUUCAAAAUUGGAGCACGUUACACAGGAAAUUACGUAGAGGGCAAGAAAAACGGCGAAGGUGUCUUCUUGUAUCCUGAUGGAUCCAAAUACGAUGGGUCCUGGAUCAACGAUCUGCGGAACGGUUGGGGUACUUACACCUACCCUAACGGGGAUACUUACGAAGGGGAGUGGUAUCAGGGAGUUCGUCACGGCCAGGGGACCUAUACCUACAAUGAAACGGGCUCUCACUAUGAGGGAACGUGGUUCCACGGCAAGAUGCAAGAUGAAGGUCACCUAGUGCACUCAAAUCACAGAUACAUUGGUAAUUUUGAAGAAAACAGGCCCAGGGGACCAGGAAAGUACGUGUUCGACUCCGCAUGUGUACAGUUGGGUAAGUAUGUAUGGAAAGAAGAGGAAAACCAAGGCGAGCACGAAGAAGAUGAAGCUGAGAUUUUGGUUACGCCCAUGUGGGAAGGAAAACAGAUUUGCGCUAUCGAGGAAGAGGAAAUGGCAUAG